GGUAUGACUUCGCGUUAAUUGAUUUUAGCAAUCGCGAACCACCAUCGUCAUCGUCGUUGUCAUCGUCAUCCGUCCUCUUCCUUUCAAGAAGAUCCGCAAGUGCCACUCCAACCCAUACUGGUAUAACUUCACUAAAAAGUAAUUCAAUUGGAGCACAUCGCUUCCCCUCUCCUCGUUCUUAUCCAACCACCACACCAUUACCGCUCGACACAGACCUUUCGCAAUGCCGCCUGGAAAACUGAGCGCCUUCGAGGCCCGGAGGCGGGAGAAUGUCGCAAACAACGCGAAGCUUCUUAAAGAUACUGCCGACCUCGGCGCUAAGAUGAAGAAGGCCGCUGCGCCACCUCCCAGACCUGUUGCGCCGCGCAAGCGGAAAACUACAGAACCUGCUGUCCGGACUCGGGUCAUGCCGGUUCGGCAGAGCGCCCGACUGGCUGGUGCCAAUGCUGAGUCUAAAGACACUUUAGUUAAGCUGGAAGACAUACCAGUCGAGUUGAAGGACAGAGAACCCAAACGGGUUCGUACGAAUGGAGACCUUCAGCUCUCCAAGCUUCAGGUCGAAGGCAAGAGAUGGUCUAAUACCGACGCACUUGUCAGCUUUGCGCAAGGAGCACAGCCUGGCGUUCGAACAUUUACCGACGAGGAUAUUAGAGAAACGAGCGAGGAAAAGCUGAAAUCUUUACGACAGGACAUGAACGAUCUGACGUUAUUUGGAGGCUGGCAGCCAAAUGAUAUUAAAAUCACACCUGAAAGAGUAUAUGCUCUUACCUUCCAUCCCAUACUAGAUAAACCUAUGGUACUCGCAGGUGAUAAGAAGGGUACUUUGGGGUUUUUUGACGGCUCUCAAGAGACACCCAACUAUCCUGAGGAUGAGGAUGAAGACUUUGAUGUCCCGUUGCCAGUAAUCGGUGCUUUUGAGGUCCACAACCGUACAAUCACGUCAAUAAAGGUCCCAAUGUUUGAUCAGAACUCCGUCAUCACAAGCUCUUACGACAGCUCAAUACGAUGUCUGGACCUAGUGUCGCAGAUUAGCACGCAGCUAUGGGCUCCUGACGCGGAUGAAGACGAACUUGGAAUUUCUUGUAUAGACAUGUCUGUCGAGGCAAAGGAUAUAAUAAUUUUCUCGACGCUCGAGGGUUCACUGGGUCGCAUCGACAGACGAGAGAAGAAAAAGGCCGAGAUCUGGGGCCUGACAGACAAUAAGAUUGGUGGCUUUUCCUUGAAUCCAUCCUUACCACAUCUUGUUGCGACAGCCUCCCUCGACCGAACUCUCAAAAUAUGGGAUCUUCGAAUGAUCAAGGGAAAGGGAGAUCUGCGACACCCUUCCCUUUUAGGCGAGCACACAUCGCGACUGUCUGUUUCCCAUGCAUCGUGGAGCAGCAGCGGUCACAUCGCCACGUCCUCGUACGACGACACGGUGAAAAUCUACGACUUUUCGGGAGCGAAAGCGUGGAAACCAGGACACGAUAUACCCGACAAGGAAAUGGAGCCCGCAGUGAAGAUUGCACAUAACAAUCAAACGGGUCGCUGGGUCACCAUACUCAAACCCAAGUGGCAGACAAAGCCCGCCGAUGGAAUUCAGAAGUUCGCCAUUGCGAACAUGAAUAGAUUUGUCGACGUUUACGAUGCCGCAGGCACCCAGCUUGCCCAAUUGGAUGGCGAGGGGAUCACUGCUGUGCCUGCUGUUGCUGAAUUCCACCCCGUGCAUAAUUGGGUCGCGGGCGCUAAUAGUAGUGGGAAGCUGUGUCUCUGGCAGUGAUGCGGUGAUGCUAGACGUGGAUGAUGCCGUAUAAUUCUUUCGUCAUCAACGAGCAAUCAAACUUUUGGUUCUUUCUGAAUGUAAUCGUAUGUAUAUAAUAUUAGCUCGGCAUGCUAAACUCUCAAGACGCUUCGCCAAGCUUUAGGUAUGAACCAUCUGUAUGUCUUGCUUGAGGAAUUUGCUCAAUAUUUACCUACCUGGGCAUCUAUAGCAUAUCCUUCGAGACUCUUUUCAUGGACAAUGACGGUUUACCGCGGGCUAUUUGGUCCAACUUUGUGAUGACUUUAUACUUCGACUGGUCAUUAAAUAAACCGGAAUUUAUGUCUGGCUUUCCAACAUGAUGAAGGAAACGACUAGGUUGUUAACAAUCCCAGAGUUUACUUACAUAUAUAAUUAGGGUAUAUAUAUGCGUGUGUUUGUAAACUCAAGAUUUCGAUAUAAGACAAAAUCAUUUGGGGAGAAAGGAGUAACCCAAAGUCAUGAAUCAGUG
Xylaria bambusicola is the source of this 2249-nucleotide messenger RNA. Its product is annotated as WD40-repeat-containing domain protein. Bases 224 to 1759 code for a protein of 511 amino acids. Gene Ontology annotation, molecular function: protein binding; DNA binding. Lineage: Eukaryota; Fungi; Ascomycota; Sordariomycetes; Xylariales; Xylariaceae. The transcript is spliced from 3 exons. Gene Ontology annotation, cellular component: nucleus. Gene Ontology annotation, biological process: regulation of DNA damage checkpoint. The record is from RefSeq and is a predicted model, not a curated record.